Lathyrus sativus (Indian pea) is the source of this 669-nucleotide messenger RNA. The record is from the annotation of a GenBank genome assembly. NCBI's taxonomy places the organism in Eukaryota, Viridiplantae, Streptophyta, Magnoliopsida, Fabales, Fabaceae.
AUGUCUACCAUAGAAAAUGACCAAAUCAUCGACGAAUCAAACCAUACAGAAACAGAACGAAAGGAAGAGAAAAACGACGACGACGAAGAAGAAGAUUUAUCGAAGCUUCUCCUCCCCGAUGUUCAGAAUCUUCCCCUCAUUCCUCUUUCCGCCGUUGAAACCAAUUUCGUCACUUACUUCGCUCUAGAUUUUACUAAACCAGCUCAUGAUCAAUACAUUUAUCGCCACGCCAAUGGGUUGUGUGUAAUUGGCUUGGCUCCUUCCCAUAUUGCUUUUAAGGAUGAAGGUGGAAUCACAGCCAUAGAUUUCAAUGUUGGAAAGUCUGAUCGCAGCGGGGUCAAGGUUACCGGGAAGCGGAAGAAGAAUGCGCAACACUUUGAGGCCAAUACAGCAUUAUGCAAAGUUUCUACCAAGAAGGAUUCUUAUAUUGUGAGGUGUUGUGUCAAAGGAUCCCUUUUGGAAGUCAAUCAACAAUUAGUCACCCAUCCAGAAUUGCUUAAUGUUUCGGCUAACAGAGAAGGAUACAUUGCUAUUAUGAUGCCAAGACCAGCUGAUUGGCUCAAGGUCAAGGCUUCUCUUGUUAGCCUUCAGGAGUACAAGAAAAUGAGGGAAGUUAGUUGUGAUACAAAGCUCGAUGUGCCUUGUGACAUCUUAAAAGAGACACUGUAA